This is a messenger RNA of Anopheles marshallii, 4737 nucleotides long. RefSeq names its product chitin synthase chs-2 (gene kkv). The transcript has 9 exons. The record is from RefSeq and is a predicted model, not a curated record. NCBI's taxonomy places the organism in Eukaryota, Metazoa, Arthropoda, Insecta, Diptera, Culicidae. Gene Ontology annotation, cellular component: cell periphery; cell septum. Bases 1 to 4737 code for a protein of 1578 amino acids. Gene Ontology annotation, molecular function: chitin synthase activity.
AUGUCUGCUAUCAGACAUCGACCUCUGGCAAAUGGUCCGAACGAGAGCGACGACAACUUUUCCGAUGACGAGAGCACGCCCUUGACGCAUGACAUCUAUGGAGGAAGCCAGCGGACCGUUCAGGAAACGAAAGGAUGGGACGUCUUCCGGGAUCCUCCAAUCAAGGAGGAUACGGGCUCGAUGGCGGACCAGGCUUGCCUCGAUCUGACGAUCAAGAUCCUGAAGAUAUUUGCCUACCUCAUCACGUUCGUCAUCGUGCUGCUGGGCGGUGUGGUGGCGAAGGGAUGCGUGCUGUUCAUGUCGUCGCAGUUGCGUCGCGAUCGGAAGAUCACCUACUGCAAUCGUGACCUGGCGCGGGAUAAAUCGUUUAUCGUGUCCCUACCGGAAGAGGAACGGAUAGCGUGGAUGUGGGCGUUGAUGAUAGCGUUUGCCGUCCCCGAGAUCGGCACGUUCAUCCGGUCGACGCGUAUCUGCUUCUUCAAAUCGAUGAAGAAACCGCUCAAGUCACACUUUCUGCUCGUCUUUCUGAUGGAAUCGUUCCACACGAUCGGGCUGGUGUUGCUGUUUUUCGUAGUACUGCCGGAGGUGGACUCGGUGAAGGGAGCCAUGUUGACCAACUGUCUGUGCGUCAUACCGGGUAUGCUGGGUCUGUUUUCGCGCACCAACAAAGAAGGCAAACGGGCGGUGAAAACGAUUGUCGAUCUCGCCGCAAUUGCCGCCCAAAUCACCGGAUUUGUCGUGUGGCCGCUGCUGGAAAAUCGUCCUGUUCUUUGGUUGAUUCCGAUUUCCGCACUGCUAACGUCCUGCGGCUGGUGGGAAAACUACGUGUCGCCGCAGAGCCCAUUCUCGUUCGUACGGUCGCUUGGCCGCGUCAAGGAAGACCUGAAGCAAACGCGUUACUUCACCUACAUGUUCCUGUCGGUGUGGAAGAUACUGCUGCUGUUCUGCUUCGUGCUGGUAAUACUGUUCGUGCGUGGAGAUGAGGUGGCAAACCUGUUCGCGCUGUUCGGCGCCGGAUACGGUCCGCACAAGAUCGUGGUGGAGGAGGUAGCGCUACCGUUUAGUUCCGCGUUGCCCGAUCUGGUCGAAGCUGCCCAAGCGGUGGACACGAUCGACAUUGAUGCCGCCUACAACACGGUAACGUACGUGCUUAUCAUCCAGAUACUGGCCGCGUACUUGUGCUACAUUUUCGGAAAGUUCGCGUGUAAGAUCCUGAUCCAAGGCUUCAGUUACGCUUUCCCGGUGAAUCUAACCGUACCGGUGGCGAUUUCGUUGCUGAUCGCCGCUUGUGGCAUCCGCAACGAUGAUCCGUGCUUUUUCCACGGCACCAUUCCGGACUAUCUGUUCUUCGAAAGUCCACCGGUGUUUCGGCUGAACGAUUUCGCCUCACGGCAGAUGGCGUGGGCCUGGUUGCUGUGGCUGCUUUCGCAAACCUGGAUCACGCUGCACAUUUGGACGCCGAAGUGCGAACGUUUGGCCAACACGGAGAAGCUGUUCGUGACGCCGAUGUACAACGCACUGCUGAUCGAUCAAUCGAUGGCGAUGAACCGUCGGCGCGACGAUCAGGCCGACGUGAAAACGGAGGAUUUGGCGGAAAUCGAGAAAGAGAAGGGUGAUGAGUACUACGAAACUAUCUCGGUGCAUACGGACGGUUCUGCCUUACCACGGCCCAGCGUGAAGUCGUCGGAUCACAUCACGCGUAUCUACGCAUGUGCAACGCUUUGGCACGAAACGAAGGAAGAGAUGAUGGUGUUCCUGAAGUCUAUCAUGCGAAUGGAUGAGGAUCAGUGCGCACGGCGCGUUGCCCAAAAGUAUCUGCGCAUCGUCGAUCCCGACUAUUACGAGUUCGAAACGCACAUAUUCUUCGAUGACGCGUUCGAAAUCUCCGACCACAGCGACGACGAUAUCCAGUGCAAUCGGUUUGUGAAGAUUCUGGUGGACACCAUUGACGAAGCGGCCUCCGAGGUGCAUCAGACAAACAUUCGGUUGCGACCACCGAAAAAGUAUCCAACUCCUUACGGUGGGCGGCUAGUGUGGACGCUACCCGGCAAAACGAAGAUGAUUGCACAUCUGAAGGAUAAGGACCGCAUACGACACCGUAAGCGUUGGUCACAGGUGAUGUACAUGUACUAUCUGCUCGGUCACCGGCUGAUGGAGUUGCCCAUUUCCGUCGAUCGGAAGGAGGUGAUGGCAGAAAACACCUACCUGCUCACGCUGGACGGUGAUAUCGAUUUUAACCCGAGCGCCGUUACGCUGUUGAUCGAUUUGAUGAAGAAGAAUAAAAACCUGGGCGCAGCAUGCGGCCGUAUUCAUCCGAUCGGGUCCGGACCGAUGGUGUGGUACCAGAAGUUCGAGUACGCUAUCGGCCAUUGGCUGCAGAAGGCAACGGAGCACAUGAUUGGUUGUGUACUUUGUAGUCCCGGUUGCUUUUCACUGUUUAGAGGAAAAGGUCUUAUGGACGACAAUGUGAUGCGGAAGUACACGACGCGAUCGGAUGAGGCCCGCCACUACGUGCAGUACGAUCAGGGCGAGGAUCGUUGGUUGUGUACGCUGCUGCUACAGCGCGGCUAUCGUGUCGAGUACUCGGCUGCUUCGGACGCGUACACCCAUUGCCCGGAAGGUUUCAACGAGUUCUACAACCAGCGUCGUCGUUGGGUACCGUCCACCAUCGCCAACAUUAUGGACCUGCUGAUGGACUACAAGCGUACGAUCAAGAUCAACGACAACAUUUCGCUGCUGUACAUCUUCUACCAGAUGAUGUUGAUGGGUGGUACGAUUUUGGGCCCGGGAACCAUUUUCCUUAUGUUGGUGGGUGCGUUUGUGGCCGCCUUCAAGAUUGAUAACUGGACCUCGUUCUACUAUAACAUCAUACCGAUACUGCUGUUCAUGUUGGUGUGUUUCACAUGCAAGUCCAACAUACAGCUGCUAGUGGCACAGAUACUUUCCACCGUGUACGCGUUAAUCAUGAUGGCAGUAAUCGUUGGUACCGCGUUGCAGCUGGGCGAGGACGGCAUCGGUUCACCAUCGGCCAUUUUCUUGAUAGCAAUGACGGGGUCGUUCUUUAUAGCAGCCUGCCUGCAUCCGCAGGAGUUCUGGUGUAUCGCUUCUGGCAUCAUCUAUCUGCUAUCCAUUCCAUCGAUGUACCUGCUGCUGAUUCUGUACUCCAUCAUCAAUCUGAACGUGGUAUCUUGGGGCACCCGUGAGGUGGUCGCCAAAAAAACGAAAAAGGAGUUAGAGCAAGAAAAGAAGGACGCCGAGGAGGCGGCAAAACGCGUGAAACAGAAGUCGCUCCUCGGUUUCCUGCAGGGUGGUGUUGGGAACGGUUCGGACGAGGAGGGUUCGAUCGACAUAUCGAUUGCGGGUCUGUUCCGAUGUUUGCUCUGUACCCAUGGCAAAACAACUGACGAGAAGGCUCAGCUCAUUCACAUUGCUGAUGCGCUGGAUGCAAUUACGAAGAAGAUUGAAAAUCUUGAAAAGCACGUGGACCCCCACGGACACCAUACGCGCAAGCGUACUGCUUCGGCUGGCUCGAAGGAUCACCAUCUGGGAUCGGUUGCGGAGGACACAGAGGACGACGACGAGGACGAGGAGUCCGAGACGUCUACGAUGCAGCGUGACGAACGAGAUUUCCUGACGAACCCGUACUGGAUUGAGGAUCCGGAUUUAAAGAAGGGCGAGGUAGACUUUAUUUCCAGCACCGAGAUCCAGUUCUGGAAGGAUCUCAUCGAUAAGUACCUUUAUCCGAUCGAUCAGAACAAAGAAGAACAGGCACGUAUUGCGCACGAUCUCAAGGAGUUGCGGGACUCCGCCGUGUUCGGUUUCAUCAUGAUCAAUGCACUGUUUGUGCUGAUCGUUUUCUUGCUACAGCUCAACAAGGACAACAUCCACGUCAAGUGGCCGUUGGGUGUUAAAACUAACAUUACCUAUGAUGAAGCCACGCAAGAGGUUCACAUCUCGAAGGAGUAUCUCCAGCUGGAACCGAUCGGUUUAGUGUUUGUGUUCUUCUUCGCGUUGAUUCUGAUCAUUCAGUUUGUGGCAAUGAUGUUCCAUCGCUUCGGUACGUUGUCGCACAUUUUGGCCUCGACGGAGCUCAACUGGGCCUGCAACAAGAAACCGGAGGAGCUUUCGCAGGAUGCUCUCAUAGACAAGCACGCUGUUGAGAUAGUCAAAAAUUUGCAACGCUUGCAAGGAAUCGAUGGAGAUUACGACAACGACUCCGGCAGUGGUCCAGACCGUAUUGCGAGACGUCGAACCAUCCAGAAUCUGGAAAAAGCGCGUCAACCGCGGCGCCAGAUAGGAACGCUCGAUGUGGCAUUCAAGAAACGCUUCCUAAAGCUGACGGCUGAUGAAAACAACACGGCCACACCGAUUCUUACACGUCGGAUGACGAUGCGCCGGGAAACGAUACGUGCGCUGGAGGUAAGAAAGAACUCUGUAAUGGCUGAACGACGCAAAUCCCAGAUGCAAACGCUCGGUGCAAACAACGAGUACGGUAUUACCGGCGUGCCCAAUGGAAAUAAUAACGCUCCGGCCAGACCGACGCGCACAUCGAACGCCGGUGUUAGUGUGAAGGACAUCUUCAAUGUAAAUGGUGGUCCUGGAGGGGAAAUCUACGGAGUCACUGGACAAGUAAACCAAGCAUACGAACCGGUCAUCGAAGAUGACGAUCGCAACUCACUACGCAUGCAGCCACGGAAUCAGGUCACCUGGGGUAAUAAUGGUAACGCACGGUUGUGA